Molecule: messenger RNA, 600 nt
Organism: Brassica napus (rape)
Lineage: Eukaryota; Viridiplantae; Streptophyta; Magnoliopsida; Brassicales; Brassicaceae
Product: 2-oxoglutarate-dependent dioxygenase AOP2-like
Exons: 2
Molecular function (GO): dioxygenase activity
Source: RefSeq, a predicted model, not a curated record
CAAGAAUGUCCAGUCAUUUGGGGAGAGGUUGAUAGAACUAAAUGUGAAGGUGAGGACAAUGAUCAUGGAGAGUUUCGGGCUCGAGAAAUACAUCGAGGAACAUCUUAACUCAGCAAGGAACCACCUUCAAAUAUUUAAAUACAAAGGCCUUGGCGAUAAGACAGAAGAAACUCUGGGUUUUAAACCUCAUAUCGAUAGACAGUUCCUCACCAUACUUUGCCAGAACGAUGUAGUAGACGGCUUGGAAAUUAAAACCAAAAAUGGUGAAGAGUGGAUCAAAGCUAGGCCAUCUCAAGACACUUCUUUCCUUGUUAUAGCCGGAGCUUCUCUUCAUCUACUAUUGAAUGGUGGGGUGUUUCCUCCCCUUCACCAAGUGGUUAUAACCGGAAAGAAAGAUCGGUAUGUGGCUUGCCUGUUCUCGCCUCCUAGAGAAGGACUGAUCAUAAAUGCGCCUGAGGAGGUAGUAGAUGAUGAACAUCCUCGUCUCUAUAAGCCUUUUGAUUUUGAGGCUUACGUGAAAUUCAGCAACAGGACCAACACAAAUACCAAGGGAAGAGAUCUAUCUAGUCUCAAGAGUUAUUGUGCCCUUUAAACAUUUAU